AUGAAGGAGCUGAAGGAUGGAUCCUUUGGUUUCUUAGAGAAGCAGAAACAGGUGGAGGACAGACCAGGUUUGGGUACAUACGAAGCUGUGAUUAUCAUCCUGAAAUCCGCUUUGGGUGCAGGGGUACUCAACUUUCCCUGGGCUUUCGCCCGCGCCGGAGGAAUCGAAGGCGCUGUUACUCUGGAGCUGAUUUCUCUAAUAUUUCUUGUUUGUGGACUGAUAAUCAUGGGCUAUGCCUCCUCAAUUAGUGGCCAGAACACCUACCAAACUGUGGUGCAAAAGUUAUGUGGGGCCACCAUAGGCAAACUGUGUGAGAUCUGCUUUGUCUUUAAUAUCUUCAUGGUCUGUGUGGCUGUACUGGUUGUAGUGGCUGAGCUGCUGCAAAAAUUGAGUGUCUCCAUAUAUCAGUUAAUCACAGGCCUACAUAAAUCUGAGAUACCCUAUUACUGGUACAUGGACCAGAGAUUUACCCUUUUUCUCCUUUGUCUUUUCGUCAUACUUCCACUUUCAAUUUCCAAAGACAUUGGGACACAGAAAUACAUGAGUUUGUUAGGCAGCCUAGCCUCUGCUUAUCUGGCUGUAGCCAUUGUUGUAAGAUAUUACACAAUUCCAAAGGAUCACCUGCCACAAUUUUGCAGCAGUGGAAUGGAGUCUUGGCACUCCAUCUUUAACAUCUUGCCCACAAUUUGCUUUGGCUUUCAGUGUCAUGAGGGCAGUGUUGCCAUCUACAGCAGUUUGGAGAAUAAGAAGCUCCUCAACUGGUCCAUAAUCUCAUUGGUGUCAAUGGUCAUUUGCUUUGUUCUUUACACUAUUAUUGGUAUCUAUGGGUAUCUCACUUUUGGAAACCAUGUUGCUGCUGAUAUUCUAAUGUCGUACAGUGAAAGGGACAUCCUCCUGAUUAUCGCCAGGGUGCUUGUUGGGGUCUCUGUUAUUACUGUUUACCCCAUCAUGCUCCUGCUUGGAAGGUCAGCGAUUCUGGAUCCACUGCUGCAAUACAGAGAGAGACUACAUUUUUCAGAGACUAAGUACUUUGAGAUCUGCAGCAGAGUUGUCCUGACUGUAACAUGGAUCCUUUUAACUCUCCUUAUUGCAGUGUUUGCUCCAGACAUCAGCAAAGUUAUCAACCUCAUUGCUGGCACUUGUUCCUUUUUCAUCUUUGUUUUCCCAGGGCUUUGUUUAAUCUAUGCUAUGCAAUCUUACCCUGUGUCAACAACGCUAAGGUGGUUAUUGACUGCAUGGGGACUGAUCACUAUUUUAUGUGGAGCAUUUAUAUUUGGGCAGAGCACUUCCAUUGCUGUCACUGAAGUCUUUUACAACCAGUAAUCAAACUGUUCCUACUGGACUUAUUUUAUUAUUAUAAUGAUACAUGUAUGAAGCUGCCAGACACUUGUUUGGACAGGGUAGUGGCGGAUUUCUUCUGAGAUCUUUAACAUUUUGGAAGAGUCACGCUUGUCGGCACUUUAAGCAGACAACUUUCUGUCUCUGUUAUGCAAAAUGUUUUGAUUAACUUAACAAACACUGGUGGAAAAAUCAAUGAAUGUAUUAUUUAUUUGGAUAUU
This is a messenger RNA of Trichomycterus rosablanca, 1559 nucleotides long. It is a transcript of the gene slc38a8a, whose product is annotated as solute carrier family 38 member 8a. The transcript is spliced from 10 exons. Gene Ontology annotation, molecular function: L-amino acid transmembrane transporter activity. The record is from RefSeq and is a predicted model, not a curated record. NCBI's taxonomy places the organism in Eukaryota, Metazoa, Chordata, Actinopteri, Siluriformes, Trichomycteridae. Bases 1 to 1323 code for a protein of 440 amino acids. Gene Ontology annotation, biological process: amino acid transmembrane transport.